Messenger RNA from Gastrolobium bilobum, 3089 nucleotides. RefSeq lists its product as uncharacterized. NCBI's taxonomy places the organism in Eukaryota, Viridiplantae, Streptophyta, Magnoliopsida, Fabales, Fabaceae. The record is from RefSeq and is a predicted model, not a curated record. Bases 235 to 2829 code for a protein of 864 amino acids. The transcript has 20 exons.
AGUUACCGGUGUGACUCAGUGAGUCAAACUCGUGGACCCCUCUUCUCCUACCUCCCAUUCCUCUUCUUCGCAAAUCAAAAUCUCCAAAUCACAAAACAUCUCUGAAACACUCUCCAAAACCCUACACACUCUCUCUCUCUCUCUCUCUCUUCUCAAUUUCACCCUCCAUCUUCAAUUCCUAUGUCCCCUUCCUCCUAAUUCCUUCCUACUCCUUCAGAUUUCGGUGCUGAUUUCAUGGAAGCCGCGAAUCCAGCACUCGAAUCCACGAUUAAUUUGCGGGAUUCUGAUAACAGCGGCACCAAGAUGCAGCAUCAGCAGAUAGCUGACGUGGCGAACGACUACAUCGUUUACACUCGACGAAAGAGGACCCUCCAUUCCGAGAAUGAGAAAUCCAAGAGGCUCAAAACCUCCGAAGAUUGUCUUAACGAAGAAAUUAAAGUGGAAAACCAAGUGUUAGGGGAAGGUGGCUCUUCCAGCGAGGUUGAUCAUGUGAUUCUCAACAAUGGUGAUGAGGCGGUGCGUAACGACGUCGUUUUCAGGACGUUCGGGCGGGAUACGCGAUCGGCAUUGAAGCCCAAGGUUGAGUCAGAAUCAGAAGAUGCAAAUGUUAAAGCAUUAACCAGUGAGAAGAGCAAGUUGGAAUUGAAGAUGUCAAAGAAGGUCAUCGUGGUAAACAAGAAGCCCGUGACCGUCAAGGAGCUCUUCGAGACUGGUUUGCUUGAUGGGGUUCCAGUUGUUUACGUGGGUUGCAAGAAGGAUUCAACUUCAGGAUUGCGGGGUGUAAUUACAGAUGGGGGGAUAUUAUGUUCAUGUUGUCUGUGCAAUGGACGCCAGGUUAUUCCACCUUCUCAAUUUGAGAUUCAUGCUUGCCAAACAUAUAAGAGGGCAGCACAGUAUAUUUGCCUUGAAAAUGGGAAGAGCCUUCUUGAACUAUUGAGGGCAUGUAGGGCAGCUCCCCUACAUACUUUGGAGGCGACUAUUCUAAAUUUUGUUUGUUCUCUGCCUGAAGAAAAAUAUUUUACUUGCAAAAGUUGCAAAGGGUGUUUCCCUUCUUCAAGUGUGGAAAGAGUGGGACUUACAUGUCAUUCUUGCGUGGAAUCAAGGAAAUCUGAAGACAGUUCUAUUCAUGCAGUUGGCAAAAGAGUCAGGUCCUCACGACCAGUAUUGUGUUCCAGUACAUCCUGUACUUCUGAACUGUGCAUCUCUUCACAAUCUAAGAGGCACUCGAAGACAAGAACAAAGUCAUCAAAGCGGGUUAGCAGCUCAAAUUCUUCCAAGUGUGCUUCUGUGCCUAUUCUAUUCCGCAGGAAAAAUUUGUGCAGCAUGGAAACAGAGUCAUCAAAACUGUCAGUAAAAUUGAAGACUGCCCCAUUUACUUCAAAUUCAAAGUGUUUAUCUCCACAAAAUAAGAGUGCGUGGAGGAUCACUAAAAAGUAUCAGCGAUUGCAUAAAUUAAUUUUUGAAGAUGAGGGAUUGCCUGAUGGAGCUGAAGUUGCUUAUUAUGCACGUGGACAGAAAUUACUUGAGGGUAUAAAAAGGCGCUCUGGAAUUGUUUGUCGAUGUUGCAACACUGAGAUUAGCCCCUCACAGUUUGAGGUCCAUGCAGGGUGGGCUUCUCGUAGGAAACCUUACGCAUACAUCUACACGUCGAAUGGGGUCUCUCUCCAUGAGUUAGCAAUAUUUCUCUCGAAAGAUCGCAAAUACACUGCAAAAUAUAAUGAUGAUGUAUGCAUUGUUUGUUGGGAUGGCGGAAAUCUGUUGCUCUGUGAUGGAUGCCCAAGGGCAUUUCAUAAAGAAUGUGCAUCUGUAUCAAGUAUUCCACGUGGUAACUGGUACUGUCAAAUUUGCCAGCACAUCUUCCCGAGAGAAAGCUGUGGGGCACUCAAUCCUGAUGCUGUUGCAGCUGGAAGGGUUGAAGGAGUUGAUCCUAUUGAACAGAUUGCCAAGAGAUGCAUUCGCAUAGUAAAAGACUUUGAAGCUGAGAUUAGUGGAUGUGCUUUAUGUAGGGGUUCUGACUUCAGCAUAUCAGGAUUUGGUCCACGCACUAUAAUAAUCUGUGAUCAGUGUGAAAAGGAAUAUCAUGUUGGCUGUUUGAGGGAUCAUAAGAUGGCAUAUUUGAAGGAGUUGCCGGAAGGGAAUUGGCUUUGUUGCAAUGAUUGCACAAGAAUACAUUCUACUUUGGAGAACCUUCUGGUUAGGGGGGAUGAGAGACUCCCUGAAUCUCUUUUGGAUGUUAUAAAGAAAAAGCAAGAGGAAAGAUGUUUAGAACCCCUUAACGAGAUUGAUGUAAGAUGGAAACUUCUAAAUGGCAAAAUUGCUUCUCCUGAAACUAGACCAUUGCUUUUGGAGGCUGUGUCAAUGUUUCAUGAAUGCUUUGAUCCUAUAGUAGAUGCAGCUACUGGACGUGACCUUAUUCCGGCCAUGGUUUAUGGAAGGAAUUUGCAGACUCAGGAUUUUGGAGGAAUGUAUUGUGCAUUAUUAAUGGUCAAUUCAUAUGUGGUAUCUGCGGGCAUGCUUCGGAUUUUUGGUAGCGAUAUUGCAGAACUUCCUCUAGUUGCAACGAGGAAUAAGAACCGUGGAAAGGGCUACUUCCAAACACUGUUCUCGUGCAUUGAGAGGCUGCUAGCUUUCUUGAAUGUGAAGAACCUUGUGCUACCAGCUGCUGAAGAAGCAGAAUCCAUAUGGACAGAUAACUUUGGGUUUAGCAAGAUGAAACCUGACGAGAUUACCAACUACAGAAAAAACUACCAUCAGAUAAUGGCAUUCAAAGGUACAAUUAUGCUUCAUAAAACGGUGCCUCAAUGUCGGGUCAUCAAUACUCAAUCAUGAGAAGUCUAUAUAUAACAAGAAAGUCAAUCAUCAAAGGGGAAAACCCCUAGCUUUCUCGUUUCCUUCUUUUCUUCGUUCUGCUCCUUUCCUUCAUGUAUCAACUUUUGCUUAUUUGAAGCCAUUCCUGAACCCAUACAUGACAUUGGUUUGACAUUUAUAAUGUCAUUUUCCUAUUUUAAGUUUUGAAUACUCUGUUAAGCAUACGGAGUUCUUGAUGUUGGACCUGUGCUUUGCAGUAUGAUACGUUGCUGUUUUGUAUA